Messenger RNA from Caenorhabditis elegans, 988 nucleotides. RefSeq names its product E3 ubiquitin ligase rnf-5 (gene rnf-5). Bases 13 to 720 code for a protein of 235 amino acids. Gene Ontology annotation, molecular function: metal ion binding; ubiquitin protein ligase activity. NCBI's taxonomy places the organism in Eukaryota, Metazoa, Nematoda, Chromadorea, Rhabditida, Rhabditidae. The transcript has 4 exons. The record is from RefSeq and is marked reviewed. Gene Ontology annotation, biological process: protein ubiquitination; ubiquitin-dependent protein catabolic process. Gene Ontology annotation, cellular component: focal adhesion; anchoring junction; membrane.
AGUUCGGAGCCAAUGGCGUCGGAGACGAAAGCUCCAUCCGAGGAGCCCACGAGCUCCAGUAAUAAAGAUGAAUCUGCGAGAUUUGAAUGUAAUAUUUGUUUGGACGCAGCAAAAGAUGCAGUCGUUUCCCUAUGUGGACAUCUUUUUUGUUGGCCAUGUCUGAGUCAAUGGCUUGAUACUCGUCCAAAUAAUCAAGUUUGUCCAGUGUGUAAAAGUGCAAUUGAUGGGAAUAAAGUUGUACCGAUCUAUGGAAGAGGUGGCGAUUCAUCGGAUCCACGUAAAAAAGUUCCACCACGUCCAAAAGGACAACGAAGUGAACCACCACCGCAAUCAUUUGCCGGUUUCAAUUGGGGUGGCGAUGGCGGAAUGAUGGGCGGCGGCGGACCAAAUGUGCAUUUUUCAUUUGGAAUUGGUACGGUGAAUGGUCUGUUCCCGUUGAUGUUCAUGCUACCUUUCAUUCAAGGCAUCUUCCCAUUGUCAUUUGUUGCUUCAUUCUUUGGAAAUGGUAAUCAAGGAGCAGCAGCAGCUGGUGGUGGAAAUGGUGGAGGAAAUGACGGAAAUGAUGGUACACAUGCACAUACUCAUGGACAUACACAUGGACCCCGUGGACACGGAGAAUCAGCUGCACCGGGAUCAAGAAUGGCUCAAGAAGAGGAAUAUUUGUCGAAUAUUUUCAAAUAUAUUGGAUUUUUUAUGCUUUUCUGGCUUCUAUUCGUCUAAAAAUCCCAUUUUUUCUGCUUUUUUUACUAAAAAAAUCCGACAUUCCUCAUAUUCUUUUCACCUGUAUUUUCUAACAAUUUGUAUAAUUAUUAGUUUUUUUCCGCAUCCGAUCCAGAAAAUAUUCCAUUUUUUGUAUUAUAAAAACAAAAAAAAUUUCCCUAAUAUAAUAUUUUAUUAAUCCUUUCUUUUCUCUCAAUCUGUGUUACUUUUCCUCGUCGAUUCUAUCCACAUUUCCUGGUUUUUUCUCGUAUAAAACGAUUAGUUUCCC